CAUGCACUUCCGGUGUUCCCGGAAAGGGCGUGGAUGCCUGGCCUCUGCAAAGGCGGAAGCGGAGCAGCCCCACCCCAAUUGGCCUCGUCGCCGGUUUUCUGCCGAUGGCCGCCUACUCAUACCGCCCGGGCCCCGGCCCCGGCCCUGCUGCGGGCGCUGCGCUGCCGGACCAGAGCUUCCUGUGGAACGUCUUCCAGCGUGUUGAUAAAGACAGGAGUGGGGUGAUAUCAGACAACGAGCUUCAGCAAGCAUUGUCCAAUGGCACAUGGACCCCAUUUAACCCAGUGACUGUCAGGUCAAUUAUUUCUAUGUUUGACCGGGAGAACAAAGCUGGUGUGAACUUCAGCGAGUUCACGGGCGUGUGGAAGUACAUCACAGACUGGCAGAACGUCUUCCGCACCUACGACAGGGACAACUCGGGGAUGAUUGACAAGAACGAGCUCAAGCAAGCACUCUCAGGUUUUGGCUACCGGCUCUCUGACCAGUUCCACGACAUCCUCAUCCGCAAGUUUGACAGACAAGGACGAGGGCAGAUUGCCUUUGACGACUUCAUCCAGGGCUGCAUCGUCUUGCAGAGGCUGACAGACAUAUUCAGACGCUACGACACAGAUCAGGACGGCUGGAUCCAGGUGUCUUACGAGCAGUAUCUCUCCAUGGUCUUCAGCAUCGUAUAAUGAAGGGCUCACAAGCAGCAGCACCACGUAGACGAAGACGGAAAAUGCCAAAUCCCUUACCUGUCGUGAAGUGGGACAUGGACAGUUAGAAGCUGUUCUUCUCAGCCUGUGUAUUGAUGCGUGGGGACCAGCUGUACAUACGUGAAUAAGCUGACGAGUCUUACUUUGUCACAGUGGCUGCAUUGCUGUGGUGACAGACGUAGGGCUGCGCUCAUUGUGCUCAUCGUGCUGUGCAGUCAUGGCUCAGGUUUCUGCUAGGGAAAAUGCGCCCAUGCUUUUCUAGACAUCUUCAGUUCUGCAAUAGAUACGGUUUUAUUUGCCAAUAGGAUUUUAAAAUAAUACAGAACUUGCACAGAGGCUUUUCAUGUGCCUUACUUUUUAAAAAAAUUAUUGUAUUCCCUGGAAUAUACAACAGGAGCAAUAAAGUGAUGGUACAGACUCA
Molecule: messenger RNA, 1116 nt
Organism: Heterocephalus glaber (naked mole-rat)
Lineage: Eukaryota; Metazoa; Chordata; Mammalia; Rodentia; Bathyergidae
Gene: Pdcd6
Product: programmed cell death 6
Molecular function (GO): calcium ion binding
Source: RefSeq, a predicted model, not a curated record